UCGAACCCAAAGACAGAAUAGGCAUAUUUUCCUUGGGGAAAAGCUGGCAUUUCUCAUUUUUCAAAAUGUCUGGGACGUUGGGAAAGCCUAUUACCUGCAGGGCUGCUGUAGCAUGGGGACACAAUCAACCGCUUACUAUCGAGACAGUAGAGGUAGCACCACCUAAAGCGCAUGAGAUCAGAAUAAAACUGGUGUCUGCCAGUAUCUGCCACACAGAUGCCCACAAGGUCUGGAGAGAACAGCCCGCCGAACAGUUCCCACUGGUUCUUGGUCACGAAGGAGCAGGCAUCGUUGAAAGCGUUAGCGAGGGUGUCACGGCAUUUAAAGCUGGUGAUCACGUCAUUCCCUGUUUCCAGCCACAGUGUCGUGACUGCAAAGUAUGCAGCGAUAAUGACAGCAACCUUUGUCUUAAAAGAGAUAAAACAAACUGGGCAUGUCUCCAAAGAGAUGGUACGUCUAGAAUAACCCUCAAGGACGGCCGGUCCUGCAGGCAGAUGAUUGCCUGCAGCACAUUCAGUGAAUAUACCGUGGUACCAGAGAUCCAACUCACCAAGAUCGAUGAGAAGGCUCCCUUGGAUAAAGUUUGCCUCAUAGGCUGCGGUGUCCCCACUGGUUACGGUGCGGCCGUGAAUGUAGCCAAAGUCAAACCCGGCUCCAGCUGUGCUGUAUGGGGCAUGGGCGGUAUCGGGCUGGCGGUAGUCAUGGGCUGCAAGGCUAACGGUGCAACGAAGAUAAUAGGCGUUGACAUCAACUCGGCCAAAAAGGAGAAAGCUAUGCAACUGGGAUGUACCCACUUCGUCAACCCGACAGAACACACCAAGCCAGUCCAGGAGGUGAUUAGCGACAUGACAGAUGGAGUAUUAUGUGACUAUACCUUUGAGUGUAUUGGCAAUGUCAACAUCAUGACAACAGCCCUGCAGUGUGCUCGCCGUGGCGGUGGAAUGUCCGUGAUCAUCGGUGUCCCAGAGGCUGGCAAGACGGCUGCCGUGCCACCUCUUGAUCUUAUCUCUGGCCGACUCUGGACAGGAUGCUACUUGGGAGGUUACAAGUCCCUAGACGGGAUCAAGCUUUUGGUCGAUGAUUUCAUGCAGGGGAAGAUACAGAUCGAUCCACUCAUCACCCAUACCAUUACACUGGAUGAAAUUAACAACGGCUUCGACUUACUCAGAGAAGGAAAAUGUAUUCGGACAGUCAUAAAAUAUUAAGAGGAUGCUUGCCAAGGAUUAUGCCCAUAAAGCAACGACCGCCACUCUGUCGUUGGGCACAUCCUCUGACCGCGCAGUGAAGGACAGCAAAAAGAAAUAAGCAACAACGUCAUUUAGAAAGGGGUUUUACGAUAAGCCUGAUUAAUGCCGCUGGCAGCGUAUCCCGGGAGUUUUCAGUCAUACUCCCCUCUCUACAAGACGUAGGAUUGAAAAACACGGAGUCUCAGAAUGCGGCUGGCUGUGUAGUAAUGAUUUCUCAAAUUGACGUGGUCUGUGUCCACCAAGGCAAAUAGGACAUCCUACGAUAAAGACAGAAAAAAAACAGUCACUGACUGACGUCUUCCGUCCAGAUCCAACCGAUAUCGAUUUUAUUUUUAUGUCGAUAUGUAAAGUUACGUUCUUCAAGCAGAUUGAGGAGUGUCUGUACGGAGACUAGUACAGUUUUAUGAAGAAAUUACUGAAUAAAUUGAGAUGUAAAACAG
Molecule: messenger RNA, 1687 nt
Organism: Lineus longissimus
Lineage: Eukaryota; Metazoa; Nemertea; Pilidiophora; Heteronemertea; Lineidae
Product: alcohol dehydrogenase class-3-like
Exons: 10
Coding region: 66-1205 (379 amino acids)
Biological process (GO): formaldehyde catabolic process
Cellular component (GO): cytosol
Molecular function (GO): zinc ion binding; S-(hydroxymethyl)glutathione dehydrogenase [NAD(P)+] activity
Source: RefSeq, a predicted model, not a curated record